Epithele typhae is the source of this 495-nucleotide messenger RNA. RefSeq lists its product as uncharacterized. The transcript has 2 exons. The record is from RefSeq and is a predicted model, not a curated record. Lineage: Eukaryota; Fungi; Basidiomycota; Agaricomycetes; Polyporales; Epitheliaceae. Bases 1 to 495 code for a protein of 164 amino acids.
AUGGCUCCGGCUACCGUGACCGCCCUCCUCCUCUCCCCCGACUCCACGAUCCCUGACGCCGCCCGCGUCGCCCAUGCAGGCUCCGGAAAUGGGCAGGAGCCUUCACCCCUCGCUCUCCUGUACAUCUUCCUCGCGGUCCUCGUCACCGUACUCGCCGCCACCUGGUUCAGCAUCUGCGCCCCGGAUAGAAGACGCCCAACGCUGGCUGGGACCGCCCCGGUCGCCCCCGCUGCAGCCGGGAAAAGACAAGAGCCGCUCGGGCCGGCGGGCGGCAGAACGGCGGGGCCACGGCCACUGCCACGCGCCCACGGCGCUGCUCGACCCGCUGGCGCCGCCGCACCCGUCGCAAGCGUGGAGAGAGGGCGCAAAGGCGCGACUGCGUUCGUGACCGGGACGCCGCGGUUCUGCGAAGGCGCGGCGACGGUGCCAGCGCCGCCGCAGGCGGCCGUUCCACCCCUUUGGGGCGGCGGCGGCGGACGGGUGUCGAUGGCGUGA